This is a messenger RNA of Trichoderma gamsii, 789 nucleotides long. RefSeq names its product short chain dehydrogenase. Lineage: Eukaryota; Fungi; Ascomycota; Sordariomycetes; Hypocreales; Hypocreaceae. The transcript has a single exon. The coding region runs from base 1 to 789 and encodes 262 amino acids. The record is from RefSeq and is a predicted model, not a curated record. Gene Ontology annotation, molecular function: oxidoreductase activity, acting on the CH-OH group of donors, NAD or NADP as acceptor.
AUGGCAGAAAGCCAAGCCAAGUUCGCCAUAUAUCCCAGCCUUGUCGACCGCACAGUUGUCAUCACAGGCGGCGCGCAGGGAAUUGGAGCUCAGAUGGUCGAAUUAUUUUGCUUGCAAGGCUCCCAAGUCAUCUUCCUAGAUGUGGUGGAUGACCGUGCAGCGGCCGUGGUCCAAAGGAUGCUCGAGUUGAAAGUCAAGCACAAGCCCGUCUACCACCACUGCGAUGUCAUCAAGAUCGACGAAGAGCUCAAGCCCACGGCGGCCAAGAUCCUGGCAGAGUUUCCCAAGAUUGACGGACUGGUCAACAGUGCCGCGAGGGCCAUGAUGAAGCCGACAAUGGACAUCACGACGCAGUGGUGGGACGAGAGCGUCGCGGUGAACCUGCGGCACCAGUUCUUCUUGACGCAGGCCCUGAUGCCGGGACUGCUUCUUGCUUCGGGCCAUGCGUCCAUCAUCAACUUUGGAAGCAUCAACUGGGCCGUGCCGGGAUUGGGCCAGGUGCCUUAUACGACGAGCAAGGCCGCGGUGGUGGGAUUGACGCGGACGCUGGCGCAUGAGUUUGGGCCGCAGGGCAUCAGGAUUAACAGCAUUAUGCCGGGGUCGAUUGCAACGGAGAGGGAGAUUAAGGAGGUUUUGACGCCGGAGUAUAAGGAGAAUCUUUUCAAGAGUCAGGCUAUUCAGAGAUUGAUUCAGCCGGUGGAAGUGGCGAGAUUGGCGCUGUGGUUGAUUGCGGAUGAUAGUGCGGCGGUGGUGAGCCAGAGUAUCAGAAUCGAUGCUGGGUGGACAUGA